Phycomyces blakesleeanus NRRL 1555(-) is the source of this 453-nucleotide messenger RNA. RefSeq lists its product as hypothetical. Lineage: Eukaryota; Fungi; Mucoromycota; Mucoromycetes; Mucorales; Phycomycetaceae. The record is from RefSeq and is a predicted model, not a curated record. The transcript is spliced from 3 exons. Gene Ontology annotation, molecular function: RNA binding; translation initiation factor activity. Gene Ontology annotation, cellular component: nucleus. The coding region runs from base 1 to 453 and encodes 150 amino acids. Gene Ontology annotation, biological process: translational initiation.
AUGGGUAAAAAAGGAAACGAACGCCAUAAUCUGGACGAAGAUGCAUUUAUCCUCGAAGAAGGAUCUAGCCAACAUUAUGCACGAUCCCUUGGACCUCGCGGAAAUCAUCAACAUGAAGUAGAAUUUGCAGAUGGCACACAGAAGUUGGUUGUCCUCCCUCCGCGAUUCCGCAAUACCAUCUGGGUGAAGCGAGACCCCAUGGUAGGAACUACUUCUGACAAAGUUGGUGGUGAAAUUGUACAAGUUUUGUUUCCAAAACAUAUCAAGAUGCUGAAACAAGCUGGAAAAUGGCCUGGUACAUUUGAUCGUAAGGAUGAACAAGCCAAAGAGGAUGAUGAUGAAGAAGAGGAAGAGGAAGACGCCAGUGACGAUGAUUUGUUUGUGAACAACAACAGACCUGUUAUGUCCGGCACUGAGAGUGAGGAGAGUAGCGAUGAAGAAGAUGAUCGGUAA